CACCCUCUUCCUCCUCCCCAUUUCCCACCGCACCCCAUCCCACCACCCCUCGUCUCCUUCCUCCUUCCCUCCCCCCUGUCCUGCCUGAGCCGGGCGCAAACCUAGCUUCUUGGAUCGCACACAGCUCGUUCUCCGUGGCGCCCGAUCCAUCGGGUUUCGUCUGCGACCAAGAAUUGUUGGCGAGCGCACUGGCAAUGGCGUCCACGUCGAGCUCGACGCCCGCGGCGGAGGAGGAGGAGAGGGGGCGGAAGCGGAAGCGCGCGCCCGGGGCGGAGCCUGCGGCAGCGACGCAGCCGUCCAAGUGGCGGAAGCGGCGCGAGCACGAGCUCUACUCGUCCAAGCUCAUCGAGGCGAUCCGCCUCGUGCGCGCGGGGCCGUCGGGGGCCGGCGCGGCGGGCCCGCCGCGCGGCAGGGCCGUGCGCGAGGCGGCUGACCGCGCGCUCGCCGUCGCGGCGCGCGGGCGCACGCACUGGAGCCGCGCCAUCCUCGCCUCACGCCGCCGCCGCCUCCAGGCCGCGCGCCGCGCGCGCCUUCGCGCCCCGGCAUCCCCGUCCUCGCGCCACGGCGCCGCCACCUCGGCCUCCACCUCCGCGCCUGGGCAGGGCUCGAGCACGCCGCCCCUGGCGAGGAAAGCGAAGGUGCUGGGCCGGCUGGUGCCCGGCUGCCGGAAGCUGCCGUUCUCGACGCUCCUCGAGGAGACAACCGACUACAUCGCGGCCCUGCAGAUGCAGAUCCGCGUCAUGACAGCGGUCGCCGAGGCGCUGUCCGCCAUCUCUGCCACCUCCUCCUCCUCCAACUCCGGCGCCGGCUCCUCCUCCUCGCCGGCGUGACCGAAGCUCCAAGAUUCGUGCAUUCGCUGUAAAUUUUCUCUCUCUUUUUUUCCUCCCACGAAUUUUUCCUCGGGAUUAGUUAACCUCUAGCUCUCCCUCUCUCUCCCCACCUAGUUUUCCUUGUCGUCUUGUUUCCCUCAUUUGGGCGAGCGGUUAGUGUGAUGGUGAAGAAGAUGAUGAUGGCGUCCCAGUGAUUAACCCGUGCUGUAAUGGGGGUAGAAGAAGCCGUAGGUCACAGUGGUUUUGUUUGUCUCCCCUCCUCCCCUUCUUCCACCUCAGGAUUCUUUUGUAGGUUGGUUUGUUGGUCUCUUCUCCGAUGAAUGCAUCUUGAAAUGUUCAUUCAGAUCACAUUGUGUGCGGUGUAAUGGUGCAUUCUUGCAUGUGCCUUCGGCAACAUCCUGUAGCGUAAUCCUCUGCUGUGCUAGUAAAUUCCGCAGUUCUUCA
Setaria italica (foxtail millet) is the source of this 1274-nucleotide messenger RNA. Its product is annotated as transcription factor bHLH147-like. Gene Ontology annotation, molecular function: protein dimerization activity. Gene Ontology annotation, biological process: regulation of DNA-templated transcription. The record is from RefSeq and is a predicted model, not a curated record. NCBI's taxonomy places the organism in Eukaryota, Viridiplantae, Streptophyta, Magnoliopsida, Poales, Poaceae. The transcript has a single exon. The coding region runs from base 195 to 830 and encodes 211 amino acids.